Molecule: messenger RNA, 612 nt
Organism: Laccaria bicolor S238N-H82
Lineage: Eukaryota; Fungi; Basidiomycota; Agaricomycetes; Agaricales; Hydnangiaceae
Exons: 4
Coding region: 1-612 (203 amino acids)
Source: RefSeq, a predicted model, not a curated record
AUGCAGUGGUAUGCUACACUGAUAGACAAGAAAAACAGUCUUCUUGCCAAUUAUUUGAAUCAAAUAAGGCUUUCAUUUACUGAUAUUCAAGAAAACGAUGUGGAAAUGAGUAGCCCUGAAGAUGAGGGUCCAGCUCAUGGUGGGAAUCAGUCUGCAGCAGGUGAGGCAGAUAACCAGGGAAGGCCAAGUGAGUACUUGCGGUCACAUUGUCCACUCUGUUUUGGAGGAAAAGAUUGGAAAAAAACAGAAGAUCUGGUGGACUUCAUUGUAUGCUUGGAUGCAUGCUUCAAACAAAAGUCAAGAAAGGCACAAGGCAAAGAACCACCAGCCCCUCGCCAGCAUCCUGAGACUAUUUUUAUCUCCUCAGCUGAUGUCAAGUCCAUGGAAGAUAAGGUAGAAACAGUCCGUCCACAGGGCAAACCAAAAGGAAGAGAUACUACUAAGCAGACAGCUCCUUCAGAUGCUGAUGCUGAUCACUGUGAACCUGGGAUCCAAGUUCCUAACUCUGUGUUGAACAUGUGUGAAGACUCUUUUACUGCUGCAGAUGAGAAGAGAGUCAAAGCUAGUACUCAGUUUUUCUCAGAUACUGGUAUAAUGGCUCUGCUCUGUUGA